Gamsiella multidivaricata is the source of this 1155-nucleotide messenger RNA. RefSeq names its product peptidase S8/S53 domain-containing protein. The record is from RefSeq and is a predicted model, not a curated record. Gene Ontology annotation, molecular function: serine-type endopeptidase activity. Bases 1 to 1155 code for a protein of 384 amino acids. NCBI's taxonomy places the organism in Eukaryota, Fungi, Mortierellomycota, Mortierellomycetes, Mortierellales, Mortierellaceae. The transcript has 2 exons. Gene Ontology annotation, biological process: proteolysis.
AUGCCCCCUUGGGACUGGUCCGUAUCUCCCACCCACAGAGAGUUCGAGGGCCGCGCUCGUUGGGGGGCCACCACGCAUGCAGGGGACGAUGACACUGAUGACCAUGGCCAUUGCACUCUCUGCGCUGGUACACUCGGCCAUCGCGCGUACGGCGUCGCCAAGAAGGUCGAUAUCGUAGCCGUCAAGGUCACCGGAUCCGACGGCUCCGGCACGUUGUCGGAAAUUGCUGCGUGUGUGAGCUAUGGGGUCCAGGAACACCUGUCGCUUCAGGUGGAGCGGAAGGGGGAAUACAAGGGUUCGGUGGCUAAUAUUUCGCUAGGGACUGAGAGGUCACGGUCACUUGAUGAAGCGGUUGCAAAUGCGGUCGCGCAGGGUCUGUAUUUUGCGGUUUCGGCUGGAAACGAUGAUAGAGAUGCAUGCCUGCAGUCACCUGCGGCGGCCAAAGGUGCGGUGACGGCGGGAGCGUCGGAUGUUAAGGACGAGAGGGUGGACUUCUCAAACUAUGGAUCAUGUGUGGAUGUGUUUGCGCCUGGUGUGGGCGUCAAGUCGGCGUGGAUCGGGGCUGUCGAUGCUACGCGGACGCUGUCAGGGACGUCAUUAUCCUCUCUUCGUGUCGCGGGAUUGAUUACGUGCUAUCUAUCGUUGGCGCCAGAGAACAGCUCGGCAUUCUUCUCGGGACGGAUCCCACCAAAGGAGAUGAAGGCGCUGUUGAAGGAGACGGCAACAAGAGAUGUGCUGACAGAUGUGGAUUCGGAAACGCCUAAUCUGUUGGUGUACAACGGCGGUACUACGCGUGGUAAAGGAAAACAAAACAGCCGCAACCUCUGUCGGGCGACGCGGAUGAGGAGAAAGGGUGAGAUAGAUAGAAAGCAGCCCAUGGCCGAAAAAAAUAAAGCGAAUGCUUGCAUGCAUGCGCGCUAUGCAUUAUCUCGCUUGAGCGGGCAACAAUUAAGGUGUGACAAUCGGGCGUUAAUAUCUGCCCUGCCAUUGUUGCCGCCGUAUGGAAACCACAACCGCCAUGUGGAAACCACAGCCGCCACCAGCGUAUUUGCUAAGAAUAGCCCAUACGCGUCCUCUACAAGUUCCAAAGACGCGCCUUUGUUUUGUAAAAGAGGCUGGAGGGACGCGCCGCCCGUUGGCGUGAUGGCUACAUGA